Salvia miltiorrhiza (redroot sage) is the source of this 2613-nucleotide messenger RNA. RefSeq names its product CO(2)-response secreted protease-like. The transcript has 9 exons. NCBI's taxonomy places the organism in Eukaryota, Viridiplantae, Streptophyta, Magnoliopsida, Lamiales, Lamiaceae. Gene Ontology annotation, biological process: proteolysis. Gene Ontology annotation, molecular function: serine-type endopeptidase activity. The coding region runs from base 243 to 2531 and encodes 762 amino acids. The record is from RefSeq and is a predicted model, not a curated record.
ACAAAACUGUUGGUCGAAUCCACCAGCAUCAACGCCAACCAUUUAUGGGGGUGGCCGCGACGCACUUUGUGUGGAUGUGGAACACCUUCAUUCACUCCAAGAAAAUAUUUAUUAGAAUAUGUUGGAGCUGGAGCAUGGGGUGUCAACACACGCAUCAAUCCAUUACGACUCUUUCCCACUUCUGACUAGUGAUCCGCACUAUAUAUAGAGGGCGUGUGGAUCUUCAACCUUGUGCUUUCAUCAUGAGACUUUAUAGCUUCUGCUUUGGCGUCGCUCUGUUUUGGGCGGCGUCGUUUCUUCUUGUGGAGAGUAGUGAUGCACAGAGGAAUAAUGGAGUCUAUAUCGUCUACAUGGGAGCCUCGCCUCCCACGCCUCAUCAUUCUCAGAUUCUCACCUCUUUGUUAACAAGAAAGAGGAAGUCCGUGAUACAAACCUACAGCAACGGCUUCUCGGGUUUCGCGGCUCGUUUAACAGAGCAAGAAGCGAAAUCAAUAGCUGAAAGAGAAGGAGUGAUCUCAGUUUUCCCCGAUCCACUUCUGCAGCUUCACACCACUCGUUCAUGGGAUUUCUUGAAGUAUCAAACUGAUUUGAAGAUCGACUCUGCUCCCACCUCUUCCUCAUCACCUGGAGAUGACACCAUCGUUGGCAUCUUAGAUACAGGAAUCUGGCCGGAAUCCGAGAGUUUUAUUGAUACGGAAAUGGGUCCCAUCCCGUCACGUUGGAAGGGAAAAUGCAUGGAAGGCCAAAACUUCACUUCCUCCAACUGCAAUAAGAAAAUAAUUGGAGCAAGGUAUUACGGAGACGACGAUGAAGACGAGGAGAGCGGGACAAGUCCAUCCGGCACGCCACGUGACGCGAGCGGGCACGGCACCCACGUGUCGUCGACGGUGGCCGGGAUGGCUGUCUCCGGGGCGUCAUACUACGGGCUAGCAGCGGGGAACGCGGCGGGGGGCUCGCCACGCUCGAGAAUCGCCAUGUACCGCGUGUGCUUAGCCAGCGGGGGAUGCCUGGGAUCAGCCAUACUCAAAGCAUUCGACGACGCAGUUGCUGACGGCGUCGAUGUUCUGUCCCUGUCGCUAGGAGGCUCGCCUGGCGCCCCAGAUUUCGACACGGACCCCAUCGCCAUCGGGGCCUUUCACGCAGUCGAGAAAGGGAUCGUCGUCGUCUGCUCCGCUGGUAACAGCGGCCCUUACUCUUCAUCUGUCGUCAACGUCGCCCCUUGGAUCCUCACCGUCGCUGCCACCACCAUCGACCGCGAUUUCGAGGCCAGGAUCCUUUUAGGAGGGAACAAGAUCAUCAAGGGCGGAGGCAUCAACUUCUCCAGUCUGAACAAAACGAGCGUCUAUCCCUUGACAGAUGGGCUCUCUGCAAAGUCUGCUUCAACCAGUUUCAGCGAAGAUGAUGCGAGAAACUGCAUACCGGGGUCACUCGAGGAGGCCAAAGUGAAGGGGAAGAUCGUAUUGUGUGAGAAUGGGGAUAAAGAAUACCUAGUAAAAGAGAAGUUUAGCUCCAUCCGGGGCGCAGUAGGGAUGAUCGUGGCUGAUAACGACCUCAGACAAGUAGCAUCCAAAUAUGGAGUUUCUCCUAUUUCUGCUGUCACAAAGGCUGAUGGAGCUCAGAUACUAUCAUACAUCAACUCCACCAGCAAUCCGGUGGCAACGAUUCUCCCCACUGAGGUCAUACCCGAUUACAAGCCGGCCCCCGUUGUUGGCUACUUCUCCUCCAGAGGCCCUGCUUUCGGGAUUAGAAACCUUAUCAAGCCCGACAUUGCAGCACCCGGGGUAUCUAUUCUGGCAGCGUGGCCUUCACACGACACAAGAGAGGCCCUCCCGGGGAAGGAUCCGCCCGUCUUCGACAUACUGUCGGGCACAUCCAUGGCCUGCCCUCAUGUUUCGGGUCUAGCUGCAAAUGUCAAGUCUCAGCAUCCUACGUGGACGGAGUCUGCCAUUAGAUCAGCCAUAAUGACAACAGCAAUUCAAACAAACAAUCUGCACGCCCCAAUCACAACAAAUGAUGGAUCAAUAGCCACCCCUUACGACAUUGGAGCAGGGGAAAUAAGCGUAGCGGGGCCGUUGCAACCGGGCCUCGUCUACGAGACUGAAUCCAUAGACUACCUCUUGUUUCUGUGCAACAUGGGGUAUGACACAGCCGUUAUCAAAAGAAUUGCAUCAAGUCUUCCUAGUAACUUUUCUUGCUCGGGCAGCGCCAAAGCCGACUCCAUCUCCAACAUGAACUAUCCCUCCAUAGCUAUAUCGGACCUCACUGCAAAUGCGAACAAGACAGUGACCAGAAGAGUGACCAACGUUGGUGAGGAGGAUUCCACCUACUCAUGCGUCGUGGAGGCGCCGGCUAGUUUGGAUGUGCAAGUGGUGCCGGAUAAGUUGCAAUUCACCAAGAGUGUUAACAAAUUGAGCUUCCAAGUGACGUUUAAAAUGGCUGCGAAUUCCAAGGAGGACUUGUUUGGGUCGAUAACAUGGUCUAAUGAAAAGUAUAAAGUUAGGAGUCCUUUUGUUGUAAGCAACAAGAGUUAGACCAAGAAUAAUGCACGGCAAUGGAUGUUGCUUAAGGAUUUGUGAUACGGAAAUGGAAAAUGAAGAGAGCGUUAUUAUGCAA